AUGCAGCUCCAAAGCCUCCCAAGACGAGUUCAGACUGUUGCCGGCCUUUCCCUGGUCGUCUGCAUGUUCUUGCUCACUUUCAUCCUUCUGAGGCGGCCUGAUUACAAACUUACUUCGUUCAAAGAUAAUACCGAGAGGCCGAAAUGGGUGCCGACAUGGCCAGCGGAGCAGGCAGAGCCUAGAUUCGCGUAUGCGCAGUAUGUUACCAACAUACACUAUCUAUGCAAUGCCGUGAUUAAUUUUGGCCUCUUACGCCGUUUUGGCGCUAAGCAUGAUCUUGUUCUCAUUCAUCCAAAGAACUGGCUUGAGGGGAUUUCUCCCGAGUCGAAGGCCCUGGCUAGAAUCAGGUCUGAACGCCCUGAAAUACAGAUGCGCGCGUUCGACGUACUCUCUACGAACAAGGGAGACGCAACAUGGCACGACAGCCCGACGAAGUUCCAAGCUUUUGCGUUAACCGAAUGGAAAAGAGUCUUUGCCUUCGAUUCCGAUUCGCUUGUUCUCAACAAUAUGGACCAUUAUUUCCUCAGUCCCGCUACUCCCAUUGCCGUUUCGAGAGCCUAUUGGCUUACCGAGAAGAAUACCGAUACUCCUAAGCAAGUUCUGGGAUCCCACGUAAUGCUCAUCGAGCCAAACGAAGUAUUCCACCAAAAGAUUAUUAAAGAGGCAAAGGCAUCUGGAAAUUUUGAUAUGGAGAUUAUCAACCACCUAUUUCAGAAUUCCGCUAUGGUCUUACCGCAUCGGGGACUUGCCCUACUGACUGGGGAGUUUCGAGCGAAGGACCACUCGAAGUACCUCGCACCAGACGAAGAUGAGGAAUGGGAUGCAGUGGCUGAACUUUCGAGGUCAUACCUCGUUCACUUCAGCGACUGGCCUCUCCCUAAGCCGUGGGUGGCCCGGACCAAGCAGCAGUGGGAAGCUUCCCUUCCAGAUUGCCCUAAUACCACAAAGAAGGGCAAACAACUAAAGUGUGCGGACCGUGUGGUUUGGACCAGCAUCUAUGAAGAUUACGACAGAGAAAAGAACGAUCAGUGUAAAAUAGUUUUUGAGUAG
Molecule: messenger RNA, 1050 nt
Organism: Colletotrichum truncatum
Lineage: Eukaryota; Fungi; Ascomycota; Sordariomycetes; Glomerellales; Glomerellaceae
Product: glucose n-acetyltransferase
Molecular function (GO): glycosyltransferase activity
Source: RefSeq, a predicted model, not a curated record